AAAAAAAAAAACAAGGAAAAUGUUAAUCAUAAUGCUAAUAGACGCAAUCCAACAGGUCAUCAGUUGGGAGUGCACACAUGGUCUCACACCGCCCUUACCACUCAAUCCAACGAAGAAAUUAUCGCCGAAAUGCAAUGGACCGCAGCAGUCAUAAAAAAUGCUGUUGGCGUAACUCCAACGUACAUGCGCCCGCCGUUUGGCGACAUGGACGAUCGGGUUCGCGGUAUUGUUACCCAACUCGGUUAUAAAGUCACCAUCUGGGACAAGGACACCAAUGAUUGGCUGUCAGGCGAUGAUCCAAGUUUCAAUCUCAACUGGAUCCCGGAUAACUUCACCGAAUGG
Molecule: messenger RNA, 342 nt
Organism: Acaulospora colombiana
Lineage: Eukaryota; Fungi; Glomeromycota; Glomeromycetes; Diversisporales; Acaulosporaceae
Source: the annotation of a GenBank genome assembly